Molecule: messenger RNA, 2368 nt
Organism: Pseudoliparis swirei
Lineage: Eukaryota; Metazoa; Chordata; Actinopteri; Perciformes; Liparidae
Gene: sirt1
Product: sirtuin 1
Exons: 9
Coding region: 82-2097 (671 amino acids)
Molecular function (GO): NAD+ binding
Source: RefSeq, a predicted model, not a curated record
CCGCCGCUACUGGUGGAGGAUAAGUCACGUGCGCUAUGCAAAUGAGACAGCUGUCCAAGAGGAAGGCUCUGCGGGCUGAAGAUGGCGGACGCAGAGACGAGUCUCGGAGCGGCCUGUUCGGGCGCUUCCGAUAUGGAGGAACCUUCCGCGAAAAGGUCGAAAAUUAGCCCGGGAACGAGCUGCGGACCCACGGGCGCUCGAGAAGAAGAACCCUGCGGCGCCUCCGGGGCCACGGACAGCCGGGGAGCCGCCAUUACAGAUUUCCUCGGUGGUGACGGUCUGGCCGUGUCGCCGGGCCGCCUCGACGAGGACCAGGACCGCCUUGACGGGGACCAGGACCGCCUCGACGAGGACCAGGACCGCCUCAACGAGGACCAGGACCGCCUUGACGGGGACCAGGACCGCCUCAACGAGGACGACGGCGGAUCGUCGCACGCGAGCUCCAGCGACUGGGCGCCUCAGCCGCAGAUAGGCUCCUACAGCUUCAUCCAGCAGCACAUCAGGGAGACGGACCCCCGUACCAUCCUGAGGGAGCUGCUGCCAGAGACCGUGCUGCCGCCCGACCUGGACGACAUGACGCUGUGGCAGAUCAUCAUCAACAUCUCCGAGCCGCCCAAGAGGAAGAAGAGGAAGGACGUGAACACCUUGGAGGACGUGGUCCGGCUGCUGCACCAGAGCAAACGGAUCCUGGUGCUGACCGGUGCCGGGGUGUCGGUUUCUUGUGGAAUACCAGAUUUUCGCUCCAGAGAUGGAAUCUAUGCCCGGCUCGCUGUGGACUUCCCGGACCUUCCAGACCCUCAGGCCAUGUUCGACAUCGAGUACUUCAGGCGGGACCCCAGACCCUUUUUCAAGUUUGCUAAGGAGAUCUACCCCGGCCAGUUCCAGCCCUCCCCGUGUCACAAGUUCAUAUCCAUGCUGGAUAAGCAGGGAAAGCUGCUGCGCAACUACACGCAGAACAUCGACACGCUGGAGCAGGUGUCCGGCGUGGAGCGGAUCAUCCAGUGUCACGGGUCGUUUGCGACCGCUUCCUGUCUCGUUUGUAAACACAAAGUGGAUUGUGAAGCGAUCAGGGAAGACAUCUUUAACCAGGUCGUCCCGCGCUGUCCACGCUGUCCGGACGUCCCCCUGGCCAUCAUGAAGCCUGACAUCGUCUUCUUCGGGGAGAACCUUCCAGAGAUGUUCCACAGGGCCAUGAAGCAGGAUAAAGAUGAAGUGGACCUCUUGAUCGUCAUCGGCUCGUCCCUUAAAGUGCGCCCGGUGGCCCUCAUCCCGAACUCCAUUCCACACGAAGUGCCUCAGGUCCUGAUCAACAGGGAGCAGCUGCCUCACCUCAACUUCGACGUGGAGCUGCUCGGCGACUGCGACGUCAUCGUCAACGAGCUCUGCCACCGGCUGGGCGGAGACUUCGAGCAGCUCUGCUACAACAUCGUCAGACUCAGCGAGACCACGGAGAAACCGCCCCGGCUACCGGAGCCGCCGCCGAGCGAGGCCUCGCCCGCCGCGGCUCAGGAGGAGGAGCGGCGGCUCAUCACGGACUCUGUGACGCCGCCGCCGGAGGAGACGGAGAGCCUGAACGACGCCGCCGGUAGUGACGCCGCUCCUCCAGAGCCGUGUCCGGACGCUCGCUGCCCCAGCGAAGAGACGGCCGAGCCGGCAGAGUUACCGGCAGAAGACGCACCGCCAAGAGAGGAGGAAGAGGAGGAGGAGGAGGAGGGCACCGCUGACGUAAAGAGCCAAACCUCCAACCUUGAGCUUCGCAGACGAUGCUGGAUGAGUCGAAUCAACAGAAGUCCGAUCAGCAAACGCCUUGAGACGGCCCAGUACCUGUUCCAGGCCCCCAACCACUACAUCUUCCACGGCGCCGAGGUCUACUCCGACUCCGAGGACGAGACGUCGAGCUCCUGCGGCAGCGACGAGUCCGACUGCAGCGGCGGCGGCGAAGAGGACGACAGCGAGGAGCCGGAGGAGGCGGAGGCGCUCGCCGCGGAGGGAGCGGCGCGCCUCCGAGACUCAUUCCUCCGCGCGCUCGCCGACGAGGCGCCGAGCGCGCGGACGGACAGUACUUGUGAUCAAACUCAAAGCACCACACCUCUUUGAAUGGACCCAGUCCACUAAGCACUAAUGCUCUUUCCUAUAUCUUUUUUGACUCAUCAACCGUCCUAUUAUUUUUUUUUUCAUAAAGUUGAAAUUGCUUGACAACUUCGAUGACGACGGCAAGUUUUUCUUCACGAGCGUCGAGUCUGACGCGCUGUCGACUCCUGACGGCACGGAGCGUCCUCUAGUCCUUCAUGCUCCUCUAGUCCUUCAUGCUCCUCUAGUCCUUCAUGCUCCUCUAGUCCUUCAUGCUCCUCUAGUCCUUCAUGCUCCU